This is a messenger RNA of Chaetura pelagica (chimney swift), 435 nucleotides long. It is a transcript of the gene ZBED10, whose product is annotated as ZBED6 C-terminal like. Lineage: Eukaryota; Metazoa; Chordata; Aves; Apodiformes; Apodidae. The transcript has 3 exons. Bases 1 to 435 code for a protein of 144 amino acids. The record is from RefSeq and is a predicted model, not a curated record.
AUGGCAUCUGCUUUUCAAGUCAAUGAAAUCUCCCAGUUAUCUAAACAAGUUAAAGUGCUGGCCAUUGGGAUUGGCCAGGCUGAUGGAGACACUGCUGCAGUAACAUUGACAGAAGACCUAGCUAUUAAGCUGUCUACAGAGUCUAGUAUCAGUGAAAUGUUUGACAGCCGCAGGGACAAAUAUGUAUUAGCAACAUUGCUUAAUCCAUGUUUCAAGGGCAGAAUUGAAACCAUGCCUUCACCCUAUGCAGGCACAGAUUGCUGGAAGGAUACUGUCAUAAAUAAUAGUGCUGGAGGUCAUACCAUUAUGCACCUCCUCUUCUCCCUCAUCCUUCCACUUAGCUCCCCUAGGCCAAGUAUAUCUCAUAAAGCAGAAGACGCACAAGCUUCUGGAACAUCACAGAGUGCAAAAGAAGUAAUCACAGCAUACCUAUAG